AUUUGCGUUAGAUACAGAUCAGGACCGACCAAGAUAGUUGUGAUAUUUUGACAUUUUUGAGGAAAAGAGGUCACCAGGCAAGACGCCGGUUCCGGGAAUUUUAAUUUAAAUUGGGUAGAAGAAGACUUCCGCCAUGAGGACAUGGCUAAAGACCCUGAUACCUGUUAUAUUCUGUAUUAUAAUGUUAUCCCUUUUGACGAUGGAGAAAGUCACCUUUGUUUGGCUUCUCCGAAUUUUACGUCAUCAAGACGUUUCUUUUGAAGCAGGGUAUAUGGCUGUAGGGAUUUUCAUUCUGUUCCCGUAUCUCUGGUCAUUGUUUCAAAUGUUAUGGAAUAUCUCUUUCCUUACAAGAGUCGAUGAAAUCCAGCUCCCUCCAUUACGGAAUCUUUUAUUGGGAAUUGUUGCUGCCUUUAUUGAAAGUGCUUCGGUCGUAGGUUUUACCACGUCUGUGGCAACAUCACUACCUGUCUAUAUACUGCUUCCGGUUGUGGGUAGUGUCCUUUCUGUGUCUCUUUUAUCUGACUUCAUCGGAUGCCGAACCAAGACUGUAAGUGCCUUUGAUGAGAUGCCCUGUGGGAAAUUUCACACUAUAGGAGGUGUUAUUGCCACUGUUGGUCCCACCGUUGCUGCACUUGUUUUAUACCUUUACUCUCACAUUAACUGGUUACAGGCAUUAAUCAUGGGCCUUUCCUUGGUUGGCUUAGCAACAGUUUGGUCACCAUGGAUUCAAAUACGAAUUCUGAUGACAACGGAUACAUUAUCUGGCAGUCAGAAACGAGUUCACAUCUUGUAUGGAACUCUCAAGGUCAUCGGAAUACUAUUAUUUUUAACUUUAGAAAUUUACGCCAAACGCGGUUCUAACGAAACGAUGGAAGAUAUCUUGAACAAUUUCAGUGCCAAUUGGACCGAUGUUUUCACUUGGAAAGUAAUGAUUCCACUGUCUUGUAAUAUGUUGGCAGGAAUAGUGGCACACGGGUUUGCAUAUCUUGGAAUAGCAUAUUGUAUACCAGUGUUAGGAGUUGUCGUGCCCAUGCUUCUAUCAACUCCAACAAGUAUAGCUCUAUGCGUUACUGUUCUGUCACCUAUCCUUUACCACGUGGAUGAGCUCAGGGAUUUUGGUGACCUGACUCCACUUCUCAUUGCAACUUUCGUCUCAGCCUUAUCUUGGACCAUACCUUACUUCCUAAAAACAUCGGAGUUAAUAAGAAAACCAAAAUUCCUAUACGUACCUUACGAAACAUUGUUUUUAUCUUACGGAUGGAAUAGUAUUUUCUUUGACCAAAAGAUACUCCUGUCCUACAAACAUGACGGGUUUAACAGAGUCGCUGAAGAAACUACCGAAAAUGCUACCCGAAAGAGCAGGAUUUAUGUGUGCACCACGAUGUAUCGAGAAGCUGAUUACGAAAUGGAACGUCUUCUUUACAGUCUGCAAGGUUUAUCCCAAUCACAGAAAAUCAAAGAUGAGAACUGCCUACUUGAGGCAAACAUUUUUAUGGAUAAUGGUUGUAGCGGUCGUGAUGUGAAAGAGUUUGCCCAACAGCUGGUCAGCCUGCUGGUAACCAAGUUUAGUAUGAACCUUGAAGAGUCGCAAUGUUUUGAGACACCUUAUGGGAUGCAGCUUCGGUGUAUUCUAGAUGGAGGCAUGCCCCUGUUCAUGCAUCUUAAAGAUCCAGUAAAAGUUAAACCUAAAAAACGUUGGAGUCAGUGCAUGUACAUCAACUACGUUUUAAAAUAUAAAAGCGUAAUGGCCAAUGGCGGGAGGUACAGCAGCAGCACCACGCCGAGGAUAGAAGCUGACAAAGUUAAAUCUGGGAAAUAUACGGUAAAGAAUAUAGAUGAUAAAAUAGAAACUAUUGAUUACUCGCCAUAUCCCGAAUACAACCGAGGCUUUGUUGAUGACGAUCAAGGAUUCGUAUCACGGGACACAACUCCUGCACUAAGUCAUUGCAGCUCGGCUGUUAUUUUAGAAACCGAUUCUGUAAAAGAAACGGACAGUUCGACGUCUUCUAUUGAGGCCGAGGCUGCUGCAGUUGAUCAUUAUCCCGGUGUCGUCAACAUCGGUUAUCUUUAUGAUGAAGCCGAUGAAAGUCCAGUCCAAGCUGAAGCAAAGUCUGAAAGAUACGCUUUCCAAAAACAGUUGAAAAAAUAUGGCGAAUGCGACCCUUGGUCAUCGUCAGCGGCUAAACGAUAUGACGUUUCAAUUGAAAUGGAUACUGAAGUCGACGAUGAUCAUACUUAUAUCCUAGCAACCGAUGCUGAUAUGGACUUCGAAGAUGAUGCAGUCUUAGAAUUGUUACACAUGUGCAAUAGUGAUCACCGUCUUGGUGGCGCUUGUGGGCGAACUCAUCCAGUCGGCAAGAAUUGCAGUUCCAUUGUGUGGCAUCAAAUAUUUGAAUACGCUAAAGAUUUUUGGAUGAUAAAGAAUGCCCAGAAUGUUAUCGGUUCUGUGAUGUGUGCUCCGGGAUGUUUUAGUUUGUAUAGAUCCAGUGCCAUCAAACAGGUUAUGGACGAGUAUGCCAGUCCAACACUCACUCCGUUUACAGUUUACGUUAAGGAUACUGGUGAGGAUAGAUGGAUGGCAACCUUAAUGAUGAUCCACGGAUGGCGACUGCGUUUCUCAGCUUUCGCUGACAACACGACAUACUGCCCGGACACUUUUGAGGAAUUUUUCAAACAAAGACGUAGAUGGAUUCUUUCGGAUAUCGCAAACGCCCUUUUAGUUGUCCAAAACAUGAUCUCCUUGAUUCGGAACAACGAUUGUUUCACUUUUGUUUAUGUUUCCUACUUACUAAAUAUGUUUAUCAACAACGUCAUCACUCCUGGUACGGCUAUAGUCAUGAUUACUGCUGGUCUGGAAUUAGUAUUUGAUGUGCCUUACAUCACUACUACCGCUCCAAUGGCCGCCAUUGUUUUUAUUUACGCAAUAAUCUGCACCCGGACUAGCACGAGUACACAGACCAAGCUGACGUCAGUACUUACUGUGUUGAUGGGGAGUGUUUUUGUUUCUGUAGCUGUGUGGGGAUCAUACAAGAUCGUAGCUUCUAUGGUAUCAGAGGUUCUUGUUGGUCACUUCCGGUUUCAGCAACAUUACGUCAUAUUGAUGCUAACAGCCAGUUUGGUUUAUGCUGCUCUCGUACAUCCACGUGAGAGUUACCAGAUAGUCUAUGGGUUUGCCUAUUUGUUUAUAUUUCCCGCUAUGCACGUGCUUCUUCCAAUCUACAGUAUUGCCAACAUUAUUGACCAAAGCUGGGGAACAAGAGAUUCGACGAAGGCAAAGAUACCAAAAUUGUCAUGUUUUGGAGGUUUGAAAAAAAGACGAAAAAAUAAGAAAGGAAAAGAAGAAAAUAAAGAAUCGUAUGAUGGUAUAACCGAGGGAGUUAAAGCUAACACACGAGAUAUCACUGAAGGUAAUGAAGACGACCAAACAGAAAAUAUCUUUUGGGACGAUUUACGACGACGACUGCUCGGAAACGACACGAAUAUUGGAUUAGAGAAGGCGGAAUUGGCCGACCGCUUACGAUCUUUACGUAACAGAAGCUUAACUGGCUUGUUGGUUGUGAACGCUCUGUGGUUAGCCCUUCUGUCUUUCUUCUAUAUGGGUGUUGAUACGCCGUUGUCUCGAUUAAAUGUUUAUGGUGUUAUCAGUGGGGCCCUAUAUGGGUUCACGCUUAUAAUUCAAGUGUUUGGAUUAACUGUAUGUAGGAUAAAUUAUAUUUUACAAUGGUUUGCUAGAUAUCUUUUCGGUGAUGAGAGGAAAAUGUGGGUUUGUGGAAGAAACAAAAAAGAUUAAGAAAAAUCAAAUGAAUUGAUGGUGACGGAUCUGGAAAUACCAAAUUUAAUAAAAUGGAGAAAAUCCUUUUUUAAAAACAAAACAUUAUAAAUCCGUUUGACUUAUGUAUAAGGUCAACCAACUGAUUCAAACAAUUACAUAUGUUUUAUGAGUUGACUUUUCGUAAUAAAAACGUUAUCCUCAUAAGUAAGAUAAAUACGAAACUGUCGAUAGAAUAUAUCUCCAGAAAUGAAAAAUGUACGAAACUGUGUUGUAAUAUUUAGGCGAUUAAUGUAAUCGGGCGUGAUUUUUAUCCUUGAAAAUAAAUUUCAAAAGGGAAAUGACAACAGUUAGAUCUUAUAGAUUUAUCAUAAUUCUUUAAAAUAAGACUACUUCCUUUCCCAUAAUAAUUCAAAGAUGAUGAUAAUUUCGGUUAUUAUCUGUGGACAUUUUUUUUUAUCUGCUUAAAGUACGGAAGUUCUGAUUAAAAAGAAAAUAUGGUUUCAAGACCUUGACUUUUUGUAUAAAAAUCUGUGUAAAAGUAUUUCUUCCUGGUUUCAUUUUUAUACAAAUCCAUAAUCCAUGAAAUCUUUAUGUUUUAUAUAACUACUUAUGUUCUGUGGUCUAUAUUAUUCUGUUCGUUGCAAUCUUCUUUGGGUUUUGUUUAAAUAAAUUGUAAAGAAGGCAUUUGUAUAGUAUAAUUCACAUACUCAAGAAAAAGGAAAUUGUUUAGAGUUUGGUUGGUUGGUUGGUGGGAGCGGGGGGGGGGGGGUAGUAUUUAGUUUUUUGUUUAUCUUAACUGAAUAAAGAUAAACAAAAGCUAAUGGACAUUUCAUCAAUAAAUUUACAUUCAAGUUGAUUUUAUUUAUUUUACUUCUAUAUACGAAAAAUUCAGAAUGUGUUAGUUAAUAGAUGCAUUAUGCAAGAGCUAAAUCUGUCUAUUGCAGGUCUUUAUUUGGCCUUAAAUGCUAUACAAAAUUAUUAAUUUGACAUUUAUUAACUAGCCAAAACCAUGAUCAACUUUCGAUGCCAUCUGAUGCUUUAGAUUUUCAUCGGAUUUAAACAAGAUUGGCGGUUAAUGACAAUUGAAGUAAUUUGACUGAAAUUUUCAAUAUAUAUUCCCUUUUCGUUAUCUAGUUUUUAACUAUUAUCUACAUCUAACUUUUACACAAUUCAUCGUUAAGGUUUAGUAUGAUGAGUAUUUCACAUGUGAUUUAAAUGGAAUUUAUCUCCUAUUUUAUUUGUUUCUGGGAGUUUGAACUACAUAAUAGGAUUUUUUUUGUUUCUCCUGUCCUCUUCUUUCUUCUACGACCCCCACCAUAACAUCUUCCAAUUAUAAAAUUCUCAAUUUCAAAUUUAAAAAAAUUGUCUUUUCCCUCCUUUAACGUUUGUUUACGACUUUAUAUGUUGUGUUUCUGUUUUUUUUUCUUUCUCCCCGCUCUCCCUCCUUCAUUUUUUUCUGUUUUGUUCCGCAGCUCUCCCUACCCCUAUCAUAUUGUCUUUGUCUCCUCUCUCGUCUAUCAUUCUGGUCUAUCUUACCCUCAUAUUGCACUACCAAUUAAUUGAUUUAGAAGCUCUUUCGAUCUUGUUCUUAAUAAGAAACAGGACCAAAUCUCAAUUAGUUAUACUUUGUGUGUAUUCUCUUUCUCAUAAGGGCCAAUAUUGAUACCAUUAUAAGCCCUAAAGAAAUCUCCAUUUAAUAUUAUAUCAUCGAUAUCUUUAAUUCUCAGUUAUCUAUCCUUUCUAUCGCUUUUUUCUUUCUCAAUAUUUUCAUAUUAUGUAUCUUUCCUCCCCGAGAUUUGCACUUUUCUUUCACCCUCUUUAUUCCUGUGUCCCUUUCUUCACUUUAUUUAUUUAUUGCACCAUUCCUAUCCUCUUUUUCUAGUUUUUAUUUCUUUAUAUUUCUUUAUAUAACUACCUGGGGUUUUUUCUUUCCACCUUCCAUUUAAUUUUUCUGCUAUCUUUCCAUUUCCCCAUUGUCUGUUCUACUGGCUAACAAACGAUACAUAAUCAUUACAACUUUAGAAAACUUCCACUCUUAAGUAAACAUUGUCUUAGUGGUGCCAACAAUGCUUAAUCUGUCAGUAUGGCUUUCGCAAACUGCAAAAUGGCGAUGCUUUAAUAAAUAGGUUUAAUUUGUUUAUUUACAAAUAAUAAAAGAAUGCGUUAAUCUGUUAUAUUUGUUUAUAUUUGGAUGCCAAAAUUAAAAGUAUCUACAAUUUUUUUAAUUGUUGAUGUCGUCUUUAUCUAUCGUGGAUCAUCUCCUUUCUUUUGCUUUCUAUUUUCCUUCUAUUCUUCUGUUCUUUUCUUCUUUUUCUUUGCUUUGCUUCUUCUCAUAUAUUUUUAUUUUCUACUUUAUUACAUACAUUUCUUUCUACCACUGCUUUUUUUCUUCCCUCCUUUAUAUUUCUCUUUGUUUUUCCCUUUCUUUUUCUUUCCUUUUCUUUCUAUUCUGAUCUAUUCUGUCUCUCUGUCUAGUGUAUAUUUGAAUAAUUUAUGUAUUGAAAACCAUAUUUCAAUAUCAUGUAUAUUUUAAUUAGCGUUAAAUCAUUGCAGUCUCGUUAUUUUAAUUAGCGUUAAAUCAAUGCAGUCUCGAUAUUUCAAUUAGUGUUAAAUCAUUGCAGUCUCGUUAUUUUAAUUAGCGUUAAAUCAUUGCAUUCUCGUUAUUUCAAUUAGUGUUAAAUCAAUGCAUUCUCGUUAUUUUAAUUAGUGUUAAAUCAAUGCAUUCUCGUUAUUUCAAUUAGCGUUUAAUCAUUGCAGUCCCUUUAUUUCAAUUAACGUUAGAUCGAAAUAACCAUAAACAUAUCUACCCCACUAAACGGCCUACUAAACGUGAUUGCCCAAAACAUAUUUUAUUUAAUGCUAGGUUCCACCUGUCGUGCGAUGCCUUAUGAUAGGAUUGUCUCUAUUGUGUCCACGACCUGGUACGUGCAGAUACAUUCGGAUACGUUUCGAUACAAUCAACAAGUUUGCUACGACUGUCUACAAAAUAUGGUAAGACCCAAUAGGAUCACCAGGAUUACUCCACGAAUCAAAUCAUGAUUUCAAUCGUAGUGCGAAUCGUGAUAGUGGGAUCCUAGCAUAACAAACAAGUUAAUUUCAGUUUCCAUGUUGGCAUACUGACCAAAGAGGGAAUUCCUUAAAUGAGUUUCUCGACUGCUUAGUAUUUAAAGUUGAAUCUUUCUUCCAUUAUAGUCCUGAAAUGUCACAUUUUGGUAUUUAAUUCGUAUACUUAAAAUCGCUUUUAUUAACGCUUAAACUGUUAAACUGGAACUGCCCCUUUUCACGUUCACUUCUGAUUACACAAAAAAAAUAAUAGUUUUUUGUCGAUAUUAUUUUCAAUAACAAAAAAUUAUAGACAAACAGGUAUCGUUAUUUUUUACAUUAUAUUUUUUAAUGCUGAGAGUACAAACAUGACAAUAUUUAACCAAUUAUUAUAUACAUACUUACAUACACAAAUUACCGUGAUAAUUAAUAAAUUUGAGUAUUGUGGCCUGGGUUAUUUUUAUUGUAUAUUGUAUAGUCUAUAAAAGGUGUAUGCGUGUCAAAUAAGGUACAAACUCCCCAUUUAAACAUACUGUGUGUUUAUAAUAUACCGUUUCGCUUAGUCUUGUAUUCGCGAUAUUGUGGUUAGAUCUAAAGAUUUCUUAUAACUACGUUAGUAUGAUAACACUAUUUUCACAUUUUUGCCCCAGCAUAUGUUUUUAUUAUGUCAAAUAUUGUGAACAUUCUAGAUAUUUAUAAGAUGAAUAAUAUACUGUAUAUAUUCCA
This is a messenger RNA of Patella vulgata (common limpet), 7540 nucleotides long. RefSeq lists its product as uncharacterized. The transcript is spliced from 11 exons. The record is from RefSeq and is a predicted model, not a curated record. Bases 134 to 3790 code for a protein of 1218 amino acids. Gene Ontology annotation, cellular component: cell periphery; cell septum. Gene Ontology annotation, molecular function: chitin synthase activity. Lineage: Eukaryota; Metazoa; Mollusca; Gastropoda; Patellidae.